GUGUGGCUUUUGAAUGAUGCCUAUGAUGUUGAACACCGGGCCUACUUGAUGUCGGAGAAGCGGAUGAAGCUUAUACCCUUGACGAUUCCAUCUCGCGGGGCAUCGAUUGUCAUGUCGUACGAUGAGCUGUACACACCAUAUAUCGAGAUGACAUGGCUCCUUCCAUUCAUUCAGCUUGUUAGUCGGUCAACGCCCAACCUGAACGCUGCGGCAAUCAGUGCACUUACUGAUCGGUGGAGGCCGGAGACCCAUAGUUUUCACCUACGGACCAGAGAGAUGACACUGACUCUUCAAGAUUUUUCCAUGAUCACCGCACUUUCGAUCGAGGGGAAGCAUGUCUGUAUGAGCACCGAUUCUGAGGGAUGGCGACAACAAAUGAAGGUCCUUAUUGGUAUGUCACCUCCAGAGCCGGAGGUAGAAGAUGGAGAGAAGAAAGAUAGAGUCCCGGCUGGCGCUCCUUUCACUUGGAUUGUAGCCAACUUUGCUCAUUGUCCUCAGGACACCAAUGACGAUGUGAUCCAGACUUAUUCUCGCAUGUACAUGUAGUAUGUUAUCUCUAGGACUAUA
Molecule: messenger RNA, 567 nt
Organism: Hordeum vulgare subsp. vulgare (domesticated barley)
Lineage: Eukaryota; Viridiplantae; Streptophyta; Magnoliopsida; Poales; Poaceae
Product: protein MAIN-LIKE 1-like
Exons: 2
Coding region: 49-546 (165 amino acids)
Biological process (GO): meristem development; meristem maintenance
Source: RefSeq, a predicted model, not a curated record